Brienomyrus brachyistius is the source of this 5449-nucleotide messenger RNA. Its product is annotated as tumor suppressor candidate 2-like. The transcript is spliced from 5 exons. The record is from RefSeq and is a predicted model, not a curated record. Gene Ontology annotation, cellular component: mitochondrion. Bases 369 to 704 code for a protein of 111 amino acids. Lineage: Eukaryota; Metazoa; Chordata; Actinopteri; Osteoglossiformes; Mormyridae. Gene Ontology annotation, biological process: inflammatory response; regulation of mitochondrial membrane potential.
AUGGCAGAAGUUGCAUCAUUUGUAGUUAGUCACAGGAUUGUAGUUUGUAAUGCUGAGCAGCGUUACGUUGUUUGGCAUGCUUUGGGGCAUGGGCCUCACUCAGCCAGCCCAAAGAGGAAAAAUUCUUAGUUACGGUUGUUUCAGUAUUAUAGAAAAAAAUAACACUCUUGAGCAAUGUCCAAAAAUUAUCGUUAAAAAUAUCGCUUGCCUCUUUGCAUACACAGAAAUGUAAUCUACAUCUGCAGAUGUAACGUGUUAUCAGAAUAGCAGACGGUUCGGGCUUUUAUUUAAGUACUUUUUGUCUGGAAUAACUCGGCAGUAAUUGUUUUGGAGCCUUCCGGAAAAUAAACUAUGUUCCGGUGCUGAGGAUGGGAGGUAACAGUUCCAAGUCAAAGGGCCUGUGGCCUUUUGCUGGUUCGGGUGCAGGUUCUGAUCCAGCCAGCGAAGGGAAUGAACAGUCUCUGGCAAGGCUGCGUGGAUCGCGGAGUGCCACACCGUUCGUAUUUACGCGGAGGAGCUCGUUGUACUACGAUGAAGAUGGUGACCUGGCCCAUGAAUUCUAUGAAGAGAUGGUAGUAACUAAGAAUGGUCGGAAAAGGGCCAAGCUGAAGAGGAUUCAGAAGAAUCUGAUACCUCAGGGAAUUGUGAAGCUCGAUCACCCCCGGAUUCACGUGGAUUACCCAGUUAUCCUCUGUGAAGUGUGAAGGACAGAUGCCACAACAGGCAAAGGCCAGCACUCAGAUAAUUUCGUCCAAGUCUUCUACACGAAGCCCUACCGACCUCCAGUGUCCCAUACUGGAUUUUCAUUCUUUCGAGUGGCGUUUCUUUGGAAUGUGUUAACAGCGCCCACUUGUGGACAGCUUGGCCCGUGUGCAGGUUGAGUGGCUACUGCCACCAAGCUUUGUGAAAAAUGUUUGACUACAUCCUUUGUGGACGUGCAUUGCCAGCUGAUUGGUUGAAGUUAUUUUUCCAUCUCUUUGUUACGGAGGUGAUAAGUUAGCAGUCCAACACUUGCGUAGACUCUCGUGGUAUGGGUAUUCGUAAUCCCCAUUUUGUUCUUUGCAUCGAUAAAAGUGAUGAAAGCCUCACUGCAGUACUUCUCAGUUUCUUACUAGACCCGUGUAUUUGAAAUGUCUACUACUAAUGAUGUUACAAAGGCAAACAUAGUACAUAUUGCUUGGCGGUAACAAAACUUGAAUAUGUUAUCCAUUUAGUGUGUUAAUUUGAAACUUCCCUAGUUUUUAAACAAUGAAUCCUUGGAGUUUUGAGAUUUGGGAAGGUGUCCUGUAACACUUCCUGAAAACGGAGGUGUGUUGUUUACCAAUGUUAUUUAUCUAGGUGGUUUGGGGGAAUAAGCGGCACAUAGCUGCGAGCUAUGGCAUGGAAGAUUUUUUUAUGUCUAUUAAAGAUGUAUAGCUAUGGAGUUAUGAAAUUAUAUUGUCAUAUAAUUUAUGGUCUUUUGCUCAUUCUGCACUACAGCCCAGUAGAAAACAAUUGUAGUUAUCUAGAUGCAGGUCAUUGAGACUGGGCACCUUAAAUUGAAUACUGUUAGUUCAUUAGUUAGCAUGAAGGACAGGUGAAUGACAAAGUAUCAUGUUUAAAAUCAACACGGGAAAAUUUGUGUUUUGUCUGCACUGUUUCCACCAGUAGAUGACCUGAUUAGACUGAAUUAUGCAAACCUUGAUAUCUCCAUUUUAUAUGUUUUGUUCUGGAAGUCGCUUUACGUAUCGCUCAUCAUUCAGAUUUCCGCUUGCAGAUCGGUCAGAUGGCAGAUUAAAUAAGCUGUCGUGUUGUUUCCUUAAGACAUAUUUGCCUGUUUAUAUGACGGAGCGUAUCACUGAUGCAGUUCAGCUGAAGUGUCUUCGUUUCAGGUGCAGGACCCUUAUGGGACUUAGCUUGUGACCCUGUGAUCCAUUGCUGUUACCAACAGCUUCAUCAGUGGAUCCUUGCUGUGAAACUGCAAAUAACCAACGUUCCAGCUAUUUCUGGUAAUGAGAUAUUGGUACAUUUAUACGAGUGGAUGUGCUUUGGGAAGGAGCUUUGUUGUGAAUGAGGAUGAAUUAAAGCAGCUGUCGUUUCUGCUGUUUGUGUGUCUUGCAGGGCGGACAGAACUCCCUAACCUUCCGCAGCCUGCUUGUCUCUCUGACUACCUUGUAUGUCCUAUCAGUUUGGUCUUUGUCCUCACACCCAGGCUUCAUCCGUUUUGGGAGGAUGCACCACAUAGAACAAAGCUAGCUGCAAAAAGAGGUUGAUUUGAAUGGGUCUGCGGUUUCCUUCUACCUUGGAAGGGAAGGUUUUUACAGAGAAACCAAGGAUCGCUUUUUGAGUUACACUCAAAAAAUAAAAUGAUAAAUGUGCAGUAAAAAAGCUCAGUGUUCCCUCUCAUGCUGGGAUAGGUGUACAGUCUGUGGAUCAGACUCUGUUGUAGGGCAGGCAGGCUAACAGGUUGCUCACUAUUUAAAGAAAUAUUGUAUAAGUACACCAAAUGGUUUAAAGGGACAGAUUCAAUAUUUGCAGUUAUAUCUAUACUAAUCUGUGAAUGUGCUUAAUUCUGAUCUUUAGCCUACAGGCACAGCAGUGCCUCUUUGCAUGGUUUGCAUAGCACCUGGAUUAUUUUAAUGCCUUUUAGCUCUACAUUCAUCACAAAGCAGAGUACGUCAGGCAAAAUGCGGGUUGUUGUUAAAGCCAAACUGUUAAAUACUUCAGGUUUAGAUGUCGUUUAUUCUUUUUGGUCUCUGUUCACCAGUUAAAUUGUUUUUCAAAGUAAUGCUUUCGAAAUUGUAAUUGUUUAGUAGCAUUAGAAUGUUGACACUGGCUGAGAAGGAAGCCUGUGAUAGAGGGAAAUCGCUUCACCACUUGGCUGCUUUGUCAUUAUGUGAUCGUUUGAGACGGUAGCCAUGACAUCCGUAUGUCUACAUGGAGGUCCUUUUGUGUUGGGAGACAUUAAGCGACAAUGUGGGAGAUUUUUUUCUCAGAGAGGGUGUUUUUUCACUCCUACUUAAACAUCCUAUUAGAAGACAUGGUGUGAAGCAGGGCUGCCCAAUCCUGCUCCUGGAGAGCUGCCAGUCUGCAGAGCUUAGGUACAGCCCUGAUUUAACACAGCUGACACAGGUAAUCAGGCCCUUCAGUUAUAUCUCAGUAUGAGAACCAACUUAACUUAGCUGACUCUAAUACUGAGGUCAUGCUGAAGGGCCUGAUUAUCUGCAUCAGGGUGGUAGCUCUCCAGGAGCAGGAUUGGGCAGCCCUGCUGUAAAGUUUGUUCCCACCUUGUACAUCUGUUUUUGUUCCUUUGUUGCCAGUCAGAAGUUGUGGUUCAACCAAACUAAAACAUUCAGAUGGUGUGGGUAGCCUUAAAGUUUAUUAAGAUCACAGGUUCCUACUGCUGUUUUUCAUGCUUGAGUUGGCGUGAUUUCCUGUAAGGUGCCCUGGUCAGUAUAGUGGGAGAUGUGAGGCUCGUUGGUUUACAUUCUGUCGCCAGCAGAUUUCUCUCUGUUGUGUCUAAAGUUGGAAAACAGAUCUUAGUAGCAUGGUAUUGGAUGUAUAUGUAUGCAAGUGUUAUUAAAAGCUAAUUGAAUUGCCGAAUUAUGCAAUACUAAUGGGAUUUUUUUUUUGCUGAGUGAAAAGGGAUGAAGUGAACUUUGUGUGCUGGUUUGUAGGACUUGCCAAAAAUCAUUGAUCAUAAAACGUUUCUUCUACAAAUACCUGCAUUCGGUUGUUACAAUUGAAGUCUUGUUGUUUGUUCAGCUGCAUUUCUGUGCAUUUUUUUUUGUUGGUUUCCCUUAUUCUGAUGCGGAUGGCUUCACACAUUUUGUCCUGGUGAUUUCGGUAUCUGCAGUUUCUUCUUUUCAGAUCCAAAGUUCAAGAACAAGACUUGGCAAAUUCUAUUCAGCAUAGCAAGGGACACUAAAUACAGCCUGUGUAAAAUGCUGUAAAAUCAUGUCAUGAUAAAUGUUAGCAGAUGGCCUUGGGUAAUUAUACUGUGAUUUCAUUUACCAGUUUCCUUCUUUUCAUAGAGGGGCCCACUGCUCACAGUAUGUGAGAGCAGUUAGCACAUUUAUGUAUGACCUGCUUGGCCACUGUGAUAUUAGUGCUUAUGUUAGCCUGGGUGGUUUUUUACUGAAGUGGGCAUUGGAAGGGUGGCUUGUGAGUUGUUCAUUGUGAAAAGGAAGAAAAUGCACAUUUUGCUACGUUGUAUUCAACAUCUUCUCUUUUUGGUUAUGGGAAUAAGCAAACUAUCAUUAACAUUUGCAUAACUAUAAACGAUGAGUAUUGUGGUGUAUGCAAUAGGGUGAGAAUCUGCAGCCUUUCUCAUUGAAAAGUUGCUUAAACCAAUCUGACCUGCCCUCUCCGCUGACGUUCCUUACCCAAGAACGUUGGAGACUUAUUUUACAUGAUAAUGUUGGACAAAUAUUAUGCAAGAUCUUGACUUGAACUGGAAAAACAACACAGCAAUCCCUCGAUUUACGCUAAUUUGGUUUGUUUUGUUUUUUUUUGUUUCAUGAAUUUCAAAUUAUGGACCAAUAUCAUCAACAUAACAUUUUUCAGCCAAAGAAUAUACUAAAAAUGGUACAAGCAGUACGUUUUUUUUUUCCCCAAUGUGAUGGUUCCAGGCGAACUUUGUGUGUAGAAAAAAAACCAUGUAUUACCCAUCAGUUUCCUUGGCACUACAGUUUCCAGCCAAAGAAUAUCAAAUGUAAUAAAUUUGUUGUUGGUGAAACACAUCGCAUGUGGAUGCAUGUACAGUACAGGAUGAAAAUGUUUACAGUCAUUCAGUCUUUGUUCUGCACUUGCAUUGUCUAAUGUUUUAUUGUGCUUCUAUGUUCAGCCUUAAUUUCUAAUUGCUUUUUAUUGUGAUAUUUGGGGAUAAUUGGGUGCUUUGGGGUUGGGAAACAAUUUUUCCAAUUGAAAAUAACGGAGAUUGGUUUUAAAUGUACUUUUAUUGCAAUUUUACAUAUGUUGUACAAAUUAAUGUAAAUCGAGGUAACGCUGUGAAGGAUCCGCUUAGUGUUUUCAUCAAGAAGAGUUUGUUGCAAUGUUCCCUUGAGGAAAUACAAAGUUCAUUUUUGGUUUUUGGAUUUAUGGUGUAGAGGGUGUUCUUGUGAAUUUCACCUCUUUAAGGUCUCUGACAUAAUGAACUCUAAUCAAACUACAGCAUGUUUGUCAUUCGGGUUAGAAUAAAUUCAUACCCCAGAUGUGGAUGGGAAUUUAGACAUGCAGUUUAGACAGUACCAAGUAAGCAAAUUCUUGUCAUCCUGUUGUAUGGAUACACACCAUAUGAAUGCAUACAUCAAAGUAAAAGUAUGUAUAUACACUGUGUAUGUACUGCCAGUUUUGCACAGGUAGGGAUGAUAUCAAGACAUUUAAGUAGGCAUUUUUUUAAGUGAUAAAUAUAUUUUUAAUUUUGUUUGUUGUCAUUUUAAAAUAAAUUCAAAUUAAAUGCUUCCAUAUA